Anguilla rostrata (American eel) is the source of this 3355-nucleotide messenger RNA. RefSeq names its product calpain-1 catalytic subunit-like. The transcript is spliced from 23 exons. Gene Ontology annotation, molecular function: calcium ion binding; calcium-dependent cysteine-type endopeptidase activity. The coding region runs from base 357 to 2414 and encodes 685 amino acids. Gene Ontology annotation, biological process: proteolysis. The record is from RefSeq and is a predicted model, not a curated record. Lineage: Eukaryota; Metazoa; Chordata; Actinopteri; Anguilliformes; Anguillidae. Gene Ontology annotation, cellular component: cytoplasm.
CGCCUUUCACAGACGUUCAGGGACUUUAUGGGAAGGGCACGGGGCGGUUCUUUAAAAUAAGUGUAGGCUACUGUAUGCAAAAGAGACAGCUCGCGGAAAGGUUCUCAACACCUCGAACAUCAAUAACAUCAUUAACCCUUACACAAGGAACCACGGCAAAGCCUCCUGAUUGGUCGGACUGCAGCUUCUGCAGCCCAGCGAUUGGCUGAAGCCCUGCCUGUGGCGACCUCCUCGACAGCUCCGCGCUCCGUGACUGGCCGGCCUCUCUCCCCGUCUCCUCUGUGAUUGGCUACCGCCGACCCCCCCCGCCCCCUUAUCCGCUUUGCCUCGCCGGUCGCCGGGCAGAAGAGGGGUAGAUGGAGUGCGUGUACGCGUCGGGCAUGGCCGCCAAGCUGAGGAGCCAGUGGGACCGCGACGAGGGCCUGGGGCAGAACCACAACGCCGUCAAGUACCUGGGCCAGGACUUCGAGGCGCUGCGGGCCCAGUGCCUGCAGGCGCGCCGGCUGUUCGAGGACGACGCCUUCCUCGCCCAGCCCUCCUCCCUGGGCUUCAAGGAGCUGGGCCCCCGCUCCUCCAAGAUACAGGGGGUCCGCUGGAUGCGCCCCACGGAGAUAUGCCACAACCCACAGUUCAUUGUGGGCGGAGCCACUCGCACCGACAUCUGCCAAGGAUCUUUAGGUGACUGCUGGCUGCUGGCGGCCAUCGCCUCUCUGACGCUGAACGAGAACCUGCUGCACCGGGUGGUGCCCCACGGGCAGAGCUUCCAGAGCCACUACGCGGGCAUCUUCCACUUCCAGAUUUGGCAGUUUGGGGAGUGGGUGGAUGUGGUGAUUGACGACAGGCUCCCGGUGAAGGACGGAAAGCUGCUGUUUGUCCACUCGGCCGAGGGCGAAGAGUUCUGGAGCGCCCUGCUGGAGAAAGCCUACGCAAAGCUGAACGGCUGCUAUGAGGCCCUCUCCGGAGGCAGCACGUCGGAGGGCUUUGAGGACUUCACGGGCGGGGUGACGGAGAUGUACGAGCUGAGGAAGGCUCCCCCAGACCUCUUCAGCAUCAUCGGCCGAGCCAUAGAGCGAGGCUCUCUGCUGGGCUGCUCCAUAGAUAUCACUGACACCCGUGACAUGGAGGCGGUGACUUUUAAGAAGCUGGUGAAAGGUCACGCCUACUCCCUAACAGCAGUAGAGGAGGUGAUGUACAGAGGCACUCCCACUAAGUUGGUUCGGGUGCGGAACCCGUGGGGUGAGAUGGAGUGGACGGGCGCCUGGAGUGAUAACUCGAGAGAAUGGGACGGUGUGGACAGUUCUGCCCGAGGCCGGCUACAGAACCGCAGUGAGGAUGGAGAAUUCUGCCACCAUGAAGAAUGUCGAGAGUUCCUGGGGGCGGGAGUUCGACAGGCUGAAGACUCAGAGCGAGUGGGGCGGGGCAGCGGGCGGGGCUGCAGGAACUUCCCUGCGACGUUCUGGAUCAACCCGCAGUUCAAGCUGGCCCUGCAGCACCCCGACACGGCGGGCGGGACCAACUGCAGCUUCCUGGUGGCGCUCAUGCAGAAGGACCGCCGCCGCAAGCGCAAGGAGGGCCAGGACAUGGAGACCAUCGGAUUCGCCGUCUACGAGGUUCCCCGUGAGUACGUGGGGCAGUCGGCCGUGCACCUGAAGCGGGACUUCUUCCUGACGCACGGGUCGAGCGCGCGCUCCGAGACCUUCAUCAACCUGCGGGAGGUGAGCACGCGCUGCCAGCUCCCCCCGGGGGAGUACAUCAUCGUCCCCUCCACCUACGACCCCCAGAAGGAGGCCGACUUCGUGCUCAGGGUCUUCUCCGAGAAGCCGGCCAACUCCGAGGAACUGGAUGAUGAAGUCACAGCUAAUAUUCCCGAUGAGCCCCAGCUGGAUGCGAGCCAGAUUGACGCUGGCUUCAAGAGCUUGUUCAGACAGCUGGCUGGAGAGGACAUGGAGAUCAGUGCAACCGAACUGGAGGUUAUUCUUAACAGGAUCAUCAAAAAGCAUAAGGACCUGAAGACGGAUGGAUUUGGACCAGAUGCCUGUCGCAGUAUGAUCAACCUGAUGGACACAGACGGCAGUGGGAAGCUGGGUUUGACCGAGUUUCACGUUCUCUGGGAGAAAAUUAAGCGAUACCUGAAAGUGUUUAGGGACUUUGACCUGGAUAAAUCUGGCACUAUGAGCUCCUAUGAGAUGCGCUUGGCUCUUGAAUCAGCAGGGUUCAAGCUGACCAAUCACCUGUUCCAGCUGAUCAUCCUCCGUUACACAGAGGCUGACCUGACUGUGGACUUCGACAACUUCGUCACCUGUCUGGUGCGCCUGGAGACCAUGUUCAAGACUUUUAAGACAAUGGACACAGAUGGCGAUGGUGUAAUAUCACUGAACUUCUUCCAGUGGAUCUCCAUGACCAUGUUUGCCUAGGAGGAGAGUCGGACGCGCCGUGGCUCGCACCCGGGCCUGCCGCCGUCUCCGGACUUUCACAAAGUGCCUUCCUUUUUAACUUUCGCUUCCUCGGGUGGCGGUGGCCUUGACUUCCUGUUUUUAAUGCCCCUUUUGUUUACACCGCCUCUCCCUUGUGACCGGUGUGCCAAAAUGUUUUUUUUAAUUUUUUAUUUUUUUUAUUUUAAGUGUCUCGUUAAACAAAAAAAAGGGACAGCUUUGCCCCGUUGUCUCUGCUUUUAAGAAACAGUCGCAAAGAGCGAAGACACGAGAGCUGAAUUCAAAUACUGCCUCGCAGCUUAUUUGGCAGGACCUUUUCUGUUUUUUUUUGUGCCAAACGGAUUGCCAUUGUCUCUUUCAGUCGUCGGUCAGCGAAGGAGUCUUUCUUUCUGAAGGUGCUGCCGAUAAUCGAGGCGGGAUAAGGCGUUCAGAAUCAUCGCAGGACUUUGCAUGUAGUGUUUACUGCCUCAUACUCAUACAGCAUUACAGGGGAUAAAGACACCAACCAAGUUUACAGGCUGCAGACCAAUCAAGGUGGUGGGGGAGGGGAGUGCGGUGUUUGGGGGUGGGAAAGGGGAAGAGGGGGGGGGGUAAUACUGAGACACUCAUCAUAAAUACUUUUCUACAUCAACAGAAGGGUUAAAAAAACAUACGGGUUCUCCACAGUCUGUUCUUUAAACAUAGUUCCACAGAGAUAGAGAGAGUGCCAAGAACCAUCUAGCCUUCCCACAACCCCAUUGUAAUCAAUAAAAGAGCUUUUCUGCAAUGUUUUCACAUGGUGUGUCUGUUUACGUUUUUAAAAAACCUAUAAACAGGCCUGCCUGGGGUAUGACUGCAGUUCUAUGAUGUCAAAUUGUUUUUUUCCUUUUGUCUUUUUUCCACAUUUUUUAAAUAUGAAAAUGAAAUAAAUACAUUUGAAGGCC